Molecule: messenger RNA, 327 nt
Organism: Aspergillus thermomutatus
Lineage: Eukaryota; Fungi; Ascomycota; Eurotiomycetes; Eurotiales; Aspergillaceae
Exons: 3
Coding region: 1-327 (108 amino acids)
Source: RefSeq, a predicted model, not a curated record
AUGCCUGCUUCACAGCGUCCGUUUGUCCUCUUGAAUGUUGAACUUGGAUUCGAUAUUUUGUCUAUUUUUGAUGAUUCCCUUGGCCGACAGUACCGCGAGGCAUGUUACAGAAUGGUUAUGGCCCAGGUCAUCAUGAUCUGGUCGGUCGGUACCGGUGGACUGGAUACCGAUGGACACACUUCCGACCAUUAUCUUGGAGCUCAUCGAUACCCGUCGCCAGACACUGGCGGACACGCCAUGCUCUGUCUUCCACUUGGUCGAUCCCUCCAGCACAUCGUAGGGGCCCUCCUCUCUAUGAUUGAGCAGGUUACGGGGUUCGCCCAGUAG